AUUGAACCUCUCGUCGGGCGCAGAGAUUCACGUCGCAGUAGAGCCGGCUCGCGAAAACAAGAAUUUUUCAGCUUCCAACGACGCAUUGUCAGCGCUUUUGCAAAUGCCGAGAAUGCACUGCAUUGCAUUUGAAUGAGGGAGCCGUGUCGGCGGCCUAGCUAGUGGGGACACAAACAACACCCGGGCGCACCACUUUGGUCUAGUCGUUCGCCAAAUUCGCUCGGAGAGGCUUGAUGCCGUACAAGAGCAAUUCCAGAGAGAAGAUGCUGCCCAACAAAGAGCCGUGGACGCCGGCGGACGGCGGCUUCCGAGCCUGGCUGGUCGUCCUCUCCAGCUUCCUCAUCAACGGCCUCAUCUUCGGCAUCAUCAAUUCGUACAGCGUCAUUUACUUCGACCUGCAGAAGAAUUUGGAGGCGAAUGGAAUUCACGACUCGUCCUACAAAGCUUCCCUGGUGGGCUCGCUGACGAUUGGCGCGACCUUUGCCUUUUCUCCGCUGGCCGGAAUAUUGACCGACCGACUGGGCCACCGGCAAACCACCAUGAUCGGCGGCGCGCUGGCUGUCAUGGGCAUGGUCAUGUCUUCGCUCCUCAUUAAAUAUGUCAAGGCGCUUUACCUCACCUACGGCAUUUUGUUCGGACUGGGCGCCUCGCUGGCCUACACGCCGUCCCUGGCCAUCCUGGGCUUCCACUUCAAGCAAAGGUUGGGCCUCGUCAAUGGAAUCGUUACUGCUGGCAGUUCCGUCUUCACCAUUCUGAUCCCGCUCGCCUUUGGAAAACUCAUUCCUCUCAUCGGGCUCGAGUGGGUUUUACGCUCAAUCGCUUGCCUUAUGAUUUUCAUUGUCGUCGCCGCAAACUUAUUUGAGAUACCAGCAGGAGCAGCGAAGGUCCCAGAUUCAAGCACUGAAAAAAAAGAAUGCCUUAAUUUUGAAAUUUGGAAGAAUAAGAAGUAUGUGAUAUGGGCGCUUGCCAUUCCGAUUUCCCUCUUCGGCUACUUUGUUCCUUACGUCCACAUGGUGAAAUUCGUGUCGGUCAACUUCCCAGACGCCGACGGCAAGAUCUUAGUCAUGUGCAUCGGCCUCACCUCAGGCGUGGGCCGCAUCAUUUUUGGCAAAAUCGCCGACAUGCCGAACGUGGACCGAAUUUUACUGCAGCAGAUCUCAUUCAUCUCAAUUGGCUCUUUGACUAUGCUGCUGGUGGUCGCCCCCGCCUGGUCCUACAUGAUUCUAAUUGCCCUGGGAAUGGGCCUCUUCGACGGCUGCUUCAUCAGUCUGCUCGGACCGAUCGCGUUCGAUUUGUGCGGCUCCGAGGGCGCUUCACAGGCCAUCGGCUUUUUGCUCGGACUCUGCUCCAUUCCACUCACAGUCGGACCCCCUGUUGCAGGCAAGCUCUUUGACCACUUCAACUCCUACACGGUGCCCUUCCUGCUGGCUGGAGGUCCACCGAUUUUAGGCGCCAUCGCUUUGUUCGCCAUCAAGUGCGUCAAAUCCGAGCCAAAGAACAACUCUCAGGGACUCCACAACAGUGUGUGAUGAUCAUUUAUUAUAAUUCCCUAAAUUAUUUCUCAGCAUUUAAAUAUUAGCCUCGCUCAUUGUGAUAGUAAUAACGAGAUCAAAGAGAUAUUUUAAAAGAAUUUUGUAGCUCAUCAACGAAGUCAUAGUUUUCUCUCAAAAUAAAUAUAUUUAAGAUGUCAAUUAAAGUUUAACAAAGAAUUUGUUUUGUAAAAGAAAAUAUUUCCCAAUCUGGAAUAGCAGGUUUACUGUGUAUAAAUUCAAUUUAACUUAAAAUUUUCCAAGUCUCUGAUUAGUUUUUUGCUGUUCUUUAAUUGCUUUAAUUAAGAGGUAGUAAAACUCUCAAGUGCAGUUUCUGCAGGCGGUGAUGAGUAGCUUUUGUUCAAUCACGUUGAUUAUUCUCCAAACAACAAAAUAUAUUGAAAAAAAUUAUAGUUUACCUAACAAUAAGGAUUUUUUAAAUAAAAAAUUAAAGUAUUCAUAUUAUGUAUUGUUUCCACAUCAUAAUAGGGGAAAUUUUUAUUUAGCUUAUAAUUAUUAAUAUUUUUUUAUAGCUAUUACACAGUUUUGUCCUAUUUUUCAUAAACUUAAUUUAACUUGCACGCACAUUUAGCUGAACACAUUCGCUCUGUCCAGUCAUUCCAACAUUAUCACAUGUUGAUGGCUAUAUAAUUAUUUAUGCGGCGUGUUAACCCCUUAACAGUACAUUUCUUUGUGCUCAAUCAAAUUAUGCAAUUAAUUCCUCGUGUUUAAAAGAAAAUCCAACGUUCAAAUUUCACUUUGUUCUAAAAAAAAAAACAUCAAAAUAAUUUA
Neocloeon triangulifer is the source of this 2321-nucleotide messenger RNA. It is a transcript of the gene kar, whose product is annotated as monocarboxylate transporter 10. NCBI's taxonomy places the organism in Eukaryota, Metazoa, Arthropoda, Insecta, Ephemeroptera, Baetidae. Bases 234 to 1529 code for a protein of 431 amino acids. The record is from RefSeq and is a predicted model, not a curated record. Gene Ontology annotation, molecular function: monocarboxylic acid transmembrane transporter activity. Gene Ontology annotation, biological process: transmembrane transport. The transcript has 7 exons.